This is a messenger RNA of Triticum aestivum (bread wheat), 2627 nucleotides long. Its product is annotated as probable inactive receptor kinase At5g67200. The record is from RefSeq and is a predicted model, not a curated record. The transcript has 2 exons. Gene Ontology annotation, biological process: protein phosphorylation. Gene Ontology annotation, molecular function: protein kinase activity; ATP binding; protein binding. Bases 88 to 2190 code for a protein of 700 amino acids. NCBI's taxonomy places the organism in Eukaryota, Viridiplantae, Streptophyta, Magnoliopsida, Poales, Poaceae.
GCACUGCACGCAGCCCGCACUCCAUGGCGCCGCUCCACUGAAAUCCAGAACCUCCCCAGCCCGCAAAGUCGCAAACAAACCCCGAAAAUGCCGGCGCCGGCCCUCCCCCUCCUCCCCUUCCUCCUCCUCGCCGCCGCCGUCGCCGCCGCGUCCGCCGCCGUCCCGCCCGCCGCGUCGCACUCCCAGCCCACGCUGCCCACGAAGGGGGCUGGCGCGUCGCACUCCCAGCCGACGAAGCCCGCGGUGCCGCCGCCCGCCGCGCUGGCCUCGGCCCCGCCGGCCGAGGGCGCGCUGCUGGCGGCCUUCCUCGCCAAGGCCGACCCGACGGCGCACCUGCGCUUCCCGCUCGCCUCCACCCCCUGCGCGCACCCGGGCGUGACCUGCGGCGGCGCGGCGGGGAUCACGCACCUCGUGCUCGAGCAGGCCGGCCUCAACGGCACCUUCUCGCCGGACACGCUCUCGGGCCUCGCCGCGCUGCGCGUGCUCAGCCUCAAGUCCAACGCGCUCCACGGCCCCGUCCCCGACCUCUCCGCGCUCGGCAACCUCAAGGCGCUCUUCCUCGCCGGCAACCGCUUCUCCGGCCCGUUCCCGGCCUCGCUCGCCUCGCUGCGUCGCCUCCGCUCCAUCGACCUCUCCGGGAACCGGUUCUCCGGCGCGCUCCCGCCCGGCAUCGAGGCCGCGUUCCCGCAUCUCACGGCCCUGCGCCUCGACUCCAACCACUUCAACGGCUCCGUCCCCGCCUGGAACCAGUCGUCGCUCAAGCUGCUGAAUGUCUCGUACAACGACUUCUCCGGCCCCGUGCCCGUCACCGCCUCCAUGGCGCUCAUGGGCGCCGACGCGUUCGCCGGGAACCCCGGCCUCUGCGGCGAGGUCGUCCGCCGCGAGUGCCGCGGCUCCCCCCUCGUUUUCUUCCCCGGCGACGGCAGCAGCGGCUCCGCCACUCCCCCCGCGCAGAGCGCCGGUGUUGCCGGCGCUGGCCCGCAGCGGCAGGGCUUGCCAGGCUCGUCGGCACCACGGCCGCACAAAGUGAAGAAGAAGACUGCAAUGACUGUCGCGAUUGCUUUGGCAGCCGUCCUGGCCGUGCUUCUCGUUUGCGCCAUAGUUGCCGCAACGAGGGGCAAGAAGCGUAGGCGGCCGAGCACUGCGGCAUACCCAAGCCCCAAGAAGAGCGCGGCCGCCUCGCAGCUCAGCAGGGAGAUGGACAACGCCGACAUUGGCUAUGUCGAGUGCGUGCCGGACGAGGAGGCGGCGGCGAUGAUGAUGCCGGAGGAGAAGGCUCGCCGGCUGGGGCGGAGCGGCUGCCUGACGUUCUGCGCGGGCGAGGCCACGAGCUACAGUCUGGAGCAGCUGAUGCGCGCGUCGGCGGAGGUGCUCGGCCGCGGGAGCGUGGGGACGACGUACAAGGCGGUGCUCGACGGCCGGCUCGUGGUCAUCGUCAAGAGGCUGGACGCGGCCAAGAUCGGCCCGGCGGCUUCGGAGGCAGAGACCUUCGAGCAGAACAUGGAUGUGAUUGGCCGGCUGCGGCAUCCGAACCUCGUGCCGCUGCGGUCCUUCUUCCAGGCCAAGGAGGAGCGGCUGCUGGUGUACGACUACCAGCCCAACGGCAGCCUCCAUUCCCUCAUCCACGGUUCAAGAUCGUCCCGGGGAAAACCGCUGCACUGGACAUCAUGCCUGAAGAUAGCAGAAGAUGUUGCACAGGGCCUUGCCUACAUUCAUCAGGCAUCUCGGCUUGUUCAUGGAAACAUCAAGUCCUCCAAUGUGCUGCUUGGUUCCGACUUUGAGGCUUGCCUUACAGACAACUGCUUGUCAUUCCUUCUGGAAUCAGCAGAAGUCAAAGACGACGCUGCAUACAGAGCACCAGAAAACAUGAAGUCCAACAGAAGGCUCACACCCAAAUCAGACGUCUAUGCUUUCGGCAUCCUUCUCCUUGAGCUCCUUAGUGGCAAGGCACCGCUCGAGCACUCGGUCCUGGCGGCAACCAAUCUCCAGACGUAUGCGCUGUCGGGGAGGGAAGACGAAGGAGUGGACAGAGAGCGCCUCUCGAUGAUCGUCGACAUUGCGUCUGCCUGCGUCCGGUCGUCGCCGGAGAGUCGGCCAACUGCCUGGCAAGUCCUCAAGAUGAUUCAGGAGGUGAAGGAAGCAGAUGCAAUCGGCGACAAUGAGGAUGGCGAUCUUACUAGCGACUCCUAGACCCUAUUCCUAUUCGUCCUAUGGAUGAAAUGGAUCAUGUCCACUGGGUGAUGCAGUAUCCCAAGUGAGCAACCGUAGUUGAAUGCAGUUUGCUAUGCCUAGAAAAGCUAAUGGAAGGGUGUUAGUGGUGUAGGGGAAUGGAUUUGGGGUCAUGAUCUCUCUGACUGGUGUCUCUUGAGCUCCGAAUUCUGUAGCAUAUGUUAGGUUUUCUCCCCUGGUGUAUGGAUGUUGUGGUGAUGUGGUCAUGGUGUUGUCUUUUUAGCAUCAACCUUCCUUGGAGAUUUAUAUUAUAGUGGGUUUAAAGGCCAAAGUCACAUAGUACUGGUUAACCACCAAUCUUCUAUGUGGGGAUUAUUAAUAGUGACGUUACAGACCAAAGUAAUGUACCGUGUUGAGAAUUAGUACUGAUCAACUCUGCUGCUGCUAGUUUGGCUUCA